CUGAAAAAAAUCUUAUGUAGACUAGGUCUUGAGAGCACUUGAUUACAUGCAGAAGUACGGGACACAUGGAGGACAGCUGACUGGACUACAAAGGGGUAUUUGGGCUUGGCCAUGGAACCGAUAUGGUUGUUACUGUUGUUGUCAGCUUACCAGUUGCCAGUGGGUGCACAGUUUAAUGGAUACAAUUGUGAUGCCAACCAUCAUAGCAGAUUUCCAGCGGAAAGAGAUAUAAGUGUCUAUUGUGGAGUGCAGACAAUUACAAUGAAGAUAAACUUUUGCACAGUUCUUUUUUCUGGUUAUUCAGAAACAGAUUUAUCACUUAAUGGGAGACAUGGAGAUGCACAUUGCAGAGGAUUCAUAAAUAACAACACUUUUCCUGCAGUGGUCAUUUUUACCAUCAACCUCGGCACCUUGGAAUCUUGUGGAAAUAGCUUAGUGGUGUCAACUGUACCAGGAAUCAAUGUUUAUGGGAAUGCAUCAAUGGUACAAAUAGGAAAUGUUUCUGGAUAUAUAGAUACACCAGACCCUCCAACAAUUAUUAGCUAUCUUCCGGGACUGCUAUAUAUGUUUAGCUGCAGUUAUCCAUUGGAGUAUUUGGUAAACAACACUCAGCUUGCAUCAUCUUCAGCCGCUAUUUCUGUACGAGACGGUAAUGGUACAUUCAUCAGCACAUUGAAUUUACUCCUCUAUAAUGAUUCAACCUACAGUCAGCAGCUGUUAAUUCCAAGCACUGGAUUACCAUUGAAAACAAAAAUAUAUGCAGCAGUGAGAGCAACCAACCUUGACGGACGGUGGAAUGUUUUAAUGGAUUACUGCUACACCACCCCUUCUGGGAACCCAAAUGAUGACAUCAGAUAUGAUCUCUUCCUCAGCUGUGACAAAGACCCGCAGACAACUAUUUUUGAAAAUGGCAAAAGUCAGAUGGGGAGAUUUUCUUUUGAAGUGUUCCGAUUCGUGAAGCAUAAGAACCAGAAGAUGUCCACUGUGUUCUUACACUGUGUAACAAAGUUGUGCAGAUCAGAUGACUGCCCUUACCUAACACCUAUGUGCCACAACAGAGAAAGAAGAGAUGUACAUACACGGACUACAUUUGCCCCUCAAAGUCUUUCUGGAAAUGCUGUUGUAUCUGCUGGACCCAUUAUUACAAGAAGUGAUGAAACACCAACAAACAACUCUCAGCUUGCUCAACCACAUAGUCCACAGUUUCAGAUGAAUUCGGUAACAAGCGCACUUAUCUCAGGAGUAGUUAUUCUUGGUGUCACCAGCUUCUGCUUCUUCAUAAUCUCCCUUGCCCUACUGAACAGAAAGAAGAAAAACAGUUUGGUUUUAUGCGGUAUACAUAACCCAGCUUUCAACUGAAGAAACAUUUUGCACUCAUAUUUAAUUAUCAUUUUAACCUCAUCAUGUACAGUAAAAUUACACUGUGUGGAUUUUUUCCCUAACAUGUUAUCCUAAAGAUUUUUUGAAUUUAUAUUUUGAUAAGCGCACUGUGAUACAUUGAUGAAUACAAUUAUUGAAAUCUAAACGUAGCUCUUUUUAGAUGUGAAUUACCAUGUUCAAGAUAUUCUUCCUAAGCGUUUCAUCUAUUUACAAGCAAUAACCCAGUAAUUCUAACCAAUAUAUUAGACAACGCUCCAAUUAAGAGUAACAUGAUACUUUGUUAUACUAGACAUGCCUUGAUAUGUACAGUAGUUCUAAACUUUUAAUGAUCAGAUAUCUGUAUAAUUUUAAUUUGCAGUUUUCAUUUGAUCAUUUGGUCACUUACAUUAAUCGGUUUCAGGAAAUGAGCUUUUUAAAGUACAAAAAUUAACAUUAACAAUGAUGAUUUUGAAAACACAGCCAUUCCAAUCAGGACGGUUGUGGUACUUUACCUGUACAUAAAGGACUUGUGUGGCCUCUUACAGAGGUCAGUAGCAAUGCUAAACAAGAUGUCUUUGAGCCAUUAUUACAUAGUGCUCAAUCCAGUCCUAUUUUAAGUGAAUAUAUCUUCUAUUUAAAUAAAUGUGUAUCAAGUGUAGUCACCUCUGUAUUAUUGCAAUAAUCACAUCAAUAAAAAUAUAUAUUUAUAAGUGUAUGCGUGCGUGCAUGUGUGUGUGUGUAUAUGUGUGCAUGUGUGAAGAACAUUAAUAAAAUAGGUAAUACAAUAGCAAAGACAUGGUAGGAAAUAAUUACUAUAAAAAAUACACUAACAAUUGUUAAUCCUAUGCAUGCAGUUUAAUCAAAACAGAGAACAAAAAAUAGAGAUGCAUGUGUUUAUUGUACUGUUUCUGUUUAAAUAAGCUGUGAAGGUUUUACUUACUGCUAUAUAUGAAUGUGUCUAAGCUUUUAGCUGUACUGUAUCUUAGAGAAAUUAUAGAAUGCAGAGAUCUUACUUAAAUAUUUUAAGCACAUCACCAAAUAUCAAUCUCUGUUUU
This is a messenger RNA of Pseudophryne corroboree (corroboree frog), 2414 nucleotides long. It is a transcript of the gene ZPLD1, whose product is annotated as zona pellucida like domain containing 1. The record is from RefSeq and is a predicted model, not a curated record. The coding region runs from base 112 to 1359 and encodes 415 amino acids. Gene Ontology annotation, cellular component: cell surface. The transcript has 11 exons. Lineage: Eukaryota; Metazoa; Chordata; Amphibia; Anura; Myobatrachidae.